This is a messenger RNA of Rhododendron vialii, 752 nucleotides long. RefSeq names its product protein GLUTAMINE DUMPER 4-like. NCBI's taxonomy places the organism in Eukaryota, Viridiplantae, Streptophyta, Magnoliopsida, Ericales, Ericaceae. Bases 89 to 418 code for a protein of 109 amino acids. The record is from RefSeq and is a predicted model, not a curated record. Gene Ontology annotation, biological process: regulation of amino acid export. The transcript has a single exon.
UAUAAAUGCAAAAAUAGAUGGUCAUCAGCUUCAUUCCAUCUCUCCAUCAAUUUCUAGAGAGAGAAACAAAAGAGGCCAUAUCCUUGAGAUGAGGCCAACCACCUCCGCCACCGCCGCAAGCCCUACCGCCGCCGCCACCAUAGGGUUUCACCGGUGGAACUCGCCCAUUCCUUACCUCUUCGGCGGCCUGGCUCUGAUGCUAGGACUCAUCACCUUAGCAUUGGUAAUUCUAGCUUGCUCUUACAAAAAUUCUUCAUCAGAUUCUUCCGGUACUGGUGCCGAAGAAAAGCCGGCCCGGCCUUCACACGCGCUGCAACCGGAAAUGGAGCCGAAGAUUGUCGUGAUCAUGGCCGGAGACGAGAAUCCGACGUUCCUAGCAAAGCCGGUCUCUUCCACUCACCACAGCGAACAAGUUUGAGGCUUAUCUGUUGAUUCAAGAAUCAGUUUUGAAAAACACUUUUCAAAACAAUUUUGAUUCUGUCUACCAAACGAGUUUUCCGAAAACUGAUUCUUGAAAGGAACGAAACAAAUGGGUCGCAUCGUAUCGAUCGAUAGCCAUUUUUCUUCUUUAUAUAUGAGAGUUCUUCUCUCUCUCUCUCUCUCUCUCUCUAUAUAUAUAUAUAUAUAUAUAUAUAUAUAGUCUUCUUCAUGUAAACUGUGUCUUUGUUACAGAUCAUACCGGCCGGAAUGUAAAUUGAUGAGUGUAAAAGGACAUUAAAAUGUCAGAGUAUAUUUUUGCAAAUCUUAUUCUA